AUGGAGCAUGAUAAAACCAUGAAAAACCAAAUUAAGAAAGCUCUUGCCACCUGCCCGAACAAAAUCCCACUGCUCGAGAGCCCAAAUCAAGAAUCACGACCCAAUACUCGACCCGUUUUACUUCUUGCAUUGUCUUGGCCUGAAAUUACCUUCCGACAGAAGAAAACCCGUGAGCUUCUCGAGCCUCCUGGCCCCUUCCGUCGGCCUCAGCACCUUCGUGUCGUCCCCUAUAACCGAGCACGGGUUGGACCCGUUUCCCGUGGGCCCCACGCACCACCCGCCGGGAACAACCAUCCCUUUCCCUUUAAAAAGAAGCUCCGAGUCGAUCCUGUCGAGCACCGGGUCGUCUCGGUGGAAUUUCCGGGCGAAAGGGGCGUUCGAGUCGACCAUCCUCUGCAUGUCGUCGAGCGUGAGGUCGCUGUUAACUGUCGUGUUUCGAAACUCGGGAGCGUUGCAGAUGACCGUGUGGAAAUAGCCUUCGGGGGAAGAUAG
Molecule: messenger RNA, 492 nt
Organism: Striga asiatica
Lineage: Eukaryota; Viridiplantae; Streptophyta; Magnoliopsida; Lamiales; Orobanchaceae
Source: the annotation of a GenBank genome assembly